Messenger RNA from Neurospora tetrasperma FGSC 2508, 3076 nucleotides. RefSeq lists its product as uncharacterized. Gene Ontology annotation, molecular function: protein binding. The record is from RefSeq and is a predicted model, not a curated record. Lineage: Eukaryota; Fungi; Ascomycota; Sordariomycetes; Sordariales; Sordariaceae. The coding region runs from base 54 to 2969 and encodes 971 amino acids. The transcript is spliced from 3 exons.
CACGAUAUGAUCGAGUACAGGUAACGGAUAUCUGCCGUCCGCAGUUCAUCGAAAUGUCGACUAAUCAGUCUGGGGACGGCGGUAUUGACCAUAACACUGUGAAUGGCCGCGUCGCCGGCCAUAACGUUAUGGUUGGUAGCAUCAGUGCUGUCAAUGGCGGUCACAACGUGGUCUCUUAUGGAGACUACCACUUCUACGCAUCCAGCGCACCCAACGAGGUCCGCAAGUCGGUCGAACCCUUUGCUCAACUCUAUUUUCCCCGCAAUGAAGACUUUAUCGAACGACCGUACAUCACAGAAUGGCUCGAAAAGACGCUCAAGAACCCAGGAAGCCGCGCUGCGCUCUGGGGACUUGGUGGGAUAGGAAAGUCACAAUUUGCCAUUCGAUACGCUCAAGACGUCAAACACAGAUCGCCUGAAACAUUCAUUUUCUGGAUCUACGCUCGCACCAGGGAUCUGUUCAUUACCGGCUAUCGCGAAAUUGCAGAAAAACUGGGACUCCUCCCUGACCCUUCUCAACCUGAUGACACCGUCCUCCGAGCUGUACGUGACUGGUGCCGUCAAAACAAACAAUGGCUCAUGAUCCUGGACAACGCCGAUGAUGUCGCCAUCUUCAAGAAUACAACGACCAGCGGGGAUAGUGCUAGCGAGGACGGCUCGGCAAUCAAGGCCCAACCCCUUUCCGAGUUUCUGCCUUGCGGUCAAACUGGAAAUCUUCUGGUCACCUCACGGGACAAAGCAGCCGCUCAUUUCUUGGCGGGGCACCGGAACGCUCGAGAGGUACCAGCCAUGACGGAACAUGAGGCAAUACAGCUGCUGCGGAAGAAGCUCGGCGAUUACAAUGAUGAGGAUUGCGAGGUCGCUCUGGUCCAGGCCCUCGACUGUAUCCCCCUUGCUAUCACGCAAGCGGCAUCUUACAUCGCGUUUGAAGCAGACACUGGCUUGACGACUCCGGCAACGUACUUGGAACUGUUCAGGAUGAGUGAUCAAGAGAGGGUCAGCCUUUUGAGUGAAGUGACGGUGGACGAUCCGUUCCGCGAACCCGGCACAUCCCCUGCCGUUGUUACCACGUGGAAAAUCACAUUUAGUCGAAUCAAGGAAACGAACGCCAAUGCCGCCUGGCUCCUUUCACUAAUGAGCUUCUUUCAUAAUCAAGGAAUUCCGCAUUGGAUUCUUGAGAAGAUCUACGCACUUCUGUUUGAACAGGACGCUGGUCGAGCACUUCCGAAGGAUCUUAGUUUGUUGUGUCGCUAUUCGCUUGUCACUCGCUUUCAAAUACAGGAUGGGGAUAGAAAGGAGCGUCAUGGCGCAACCUUCCGGUCCCAACAGUAUCAGAUGCAUGCUUUGGUACAAGCUUGUACUCGCGCGUGGCUUGAGGAAUCAAGGGAGAAAGAAGAUGUUCAACGGCAUUACAUCAAUUCCCUGGGAGUAUUUCAUCCCGACCCUUGCUUCGAAUCCUGGACAGAGUGUGGUGAGCUCUCUCCACACGUCGAGUCGCUCCUAAAUUUACCUGGACUCGAACAUCUUGACAAAGAUCGUGCACCGUUUUUGUUAAGGAUGCUCUCCUGCGCGGGGAAUUACAACAUCGAGACGGGCAGAUUGGACAGAGCCAUGAUCUUGCUGACCAAAGCACUUCAUGUGGCCGAAAAAACAUUUUGUCCAGGACACUACUACAUAUUCCGGGCAGUUGGAGACUUAUGGAAGCUGCGAGAUUUGUUCGGCAAGCAUCACUCACUUCAGAUCAAGAUCAAAGGACUUCUAGCACGAUUUGUCAACACCCUUGACUUCGUCGCUAAAUACGCGGAGAAAGAGACAAUCAGUCGUGCACUUUUGCAUCGUCGAUUUCAAUUUCCAGACGAAGAUUGGUUGCUCGGGAAAGCUGGUAUGUCAGAAGGCGACAUCUGGAUUGCCAUUUCCCAGGCAAUGCUAGCUCAGUGGAAAACUGAAGAGCUUCUAAACGUUUUAGAACAGAGGCGAUCGCAACUGGAGAUGCCGGAUGCUGAUGGUUCCUUUCAAUACCCCGCUCAUGUGGCAUCGAUAUGUUCACUGGUGAAGCAAGGGAAAUGGGAAGACGCUGAAAAGAGCUGCCGAAAACUCCUGGAAUAUUACGAACGGACAUUUGGCUCCCAAGUUCCAUUGUUAUUGGGUGUGCGAAUGCAUAUUGUUUCAUGCCUAGCCUCGCAAGGGAAGCACAUGGAGGCGGUAGAGGAGUUGGACAAUAUAGUCCAGUUGCGCAAGAAGCUGCUUGGGCCUGAACACCCGGAUACAUUGGAGGCCAUUGUCAAACUCGCACAUUGUUUGAACGAGUUGGGGAGACAUGCCCAGGCAGAAGAGUUACUGCUCGAUUGUCUUACGACCCUGGAAAAGAAUCAUGAGGACAAGAUCGGAUCAAAGAUAUAUUGCCUUGCAAUAAAAACCUUGAGCAACAGCAUCUUGGCGCAAGAAAAGUUUGAGUCAAAAUCGCCAGAAUUUUGGAGGAAAAUCAUGAUAGGUUUUAUCCCAUUUGUUUUUGGGGACGAAUUAGAUCUCGACGAGGAUGAAGAUAUUGGGGAGGACGAGUCACCCGCUGAGCUGUCAGCAACUGAAGGCACAGCCAGGGCUCUAGUGCCAGCACUUCCAAACGCAAUAUCUCCAGGGGCUGCCAUCAGCAAUUUGGCUCACAGCUAUAACAGUACAGAUGCGGCGUACCAGGCCAAUUUGCAAGAUUGGGAAGAGAAUGCAGCGGCAAGAGCCGUCGAACAGUUGCAUGUAGGAGAACGAAUGGUGGUCAGGGACAACACAUCGAGGCCUGAGAUGAAGAGAUUAUUUUCCAUUGGGUUAGGCGAGCGGAGGAGCCUGCACGCGGAACGGGCAUUGGAAGACUGUAUGAGAAUGCCCAUGGAGGUAAAGAAAGGGGCGGGCGAAGAUUUGAACAAGGAUCGAAGUGAUGUGAGAGGGGAUGAAGAUGAGGUGGAAGAAGAUGUUGAAUGAUUGGAAGUCAGAUGGUGACGGUGUAAGAGAAAGCGGCUCGUCUCACACUGCCUUGUUGUUCUGUUGGGCAUUUCUGCUUUAACUUUUCCUUUUUUUUUUCUCCUCUU